This is a messenger RNA of Formica exsecta, 2014 nucleotides long. RefSeq lists its product as uncharacterized. Gene Ontology annotation, biological process: positive regulation of cell population proliferation; animal organ morphogenesis; fibroblast growth factor receptor signaling pathway. The transcript is spliced from 7 exons. Gene Ontology annotation, cellular component: cytoplasm. Gene Ontology annotation, molecular function: growth factor activity; fibroblast growth factor receptor binding. The record is from RefSeq and is a predicted model, not a curated record. NCBI's taxonomy places the organism in Eukaryota, Metazoa, Arthropoda, Insecta, Hymenoptera, Formicidae. Bases 6 to 920 code for a protein of 304 amino acids.
AAAGUAUGUAUCUCCAGAAUGGAAUCUGCAGACCGCCGACGUCGACGGCGGUGACUGUCAGUAGGCCGGCGUCAUGUCUGCUAUUAUUCGACGAGCCAUCGGAGAAUCGGGCUCAGUCGCGUGAUAAACGUGGAACAUCCAGUGCAUAUGCUGCUAUCAAUGUGUCAAGUUGGAAGAAGACUCAAGUUAAUAAUUCAGCAAGGAAACCGAAAAUGAGUUUGCGCUGGAUUCACGAGAAUCUAGAACCACCAACAUGCGACGAGGAGUGCAGCGAUAUCGAUGAUAGUUGCAGCGAUGAUAGUUAUGACACGGAACUAUCUCUUCAGGAAGACGAUGACGUAAUGGAAAAUGGGAAAAAAAUCGCUCGCGAUAUCCGGAAGAAGAGGGAAACUAAAAGACCUCCGACCACGACCGUCACCUUUGACGGGAACGGAACGCCGCGUAACGUCGAACGCAAUUCCAAACCACGCAAAUAUACGCCAUACGUAAUAUGGGAUCCCCGACAGCCAGCGAAAAAUCCUGUCUAUAAUUGUCGGAUAAUAAAACUGUACUGCCGAACAGGGUAUCAUCUGGCAAUUACACCGUCCGGACGAAUCCGAGGAUUAUCCGGCAACAAAGAGUCGCACGCUCUGCUUCACGUGACGCCGGUAUCUUUCGGCGUUAUUAGAAUACAAAGUAUCGAAACGGGGCUUUAUUUGGCAUUUAAUAAAAAAGGACGAUUAUAUGGAGAGAUAAAUAUGACUAACGAUAAUACCGAAUGGGAACAAUGGAGUAUAGGUUCCUACGAUGCAUUUCGAUCGCGCAAAUACGUGCAUUAUGGAUGGUGGAUAGGGAUAAAGAAGAAUGGACGAGCAAAGCCAGGCCCGAAAACAUCUUGGGGGCAAAAAGCAAUACAAUUUUCGGCUAUCCAAGAGGACUAAUCGAGAAUUAAUCGGAAAGUUUUAGCACAUAGGCAUGCUUCUUAUAUUUUAUUCAUUAUAAACUUAUUGUUCGGAAAAGGAACCCAGGACAAUGAUAAAUGAGUGUUUUAUGAGAAAAAAAAAUGAUGCCGCUUGAUAAAAAAUUCAUUCGAUCGAGGCACUGAUCGAAUAGCAACACGUUCCAAUAGAAUAUAAUGUUUAUUAUAACACUGUUUUACUCAACAAUGGGAUAAUUUAGGAUUGUGCAUUCUGCUUGUGCCCUCAAACUGAAACUCUAUCGCAAGUUGCAGUUUUUCAUUUGCGGUAAAUAUAUAUUUAUUAUUAUGCGUCAAUCGUGUCGAUUCGAUACGCUUACAAGCAAGAUGACUGCACGUAUGUGUCAUCUUUAAAAAUCAACUCGUUCCGUCAUAAAUAGCAAACUUUAAACUAGCUCGCAUCUUGCUCGUAACGUAUACUAUAUAUGUAGCAUAUUAAUUUUUCAUAUGUCAUCAAUUAUAGCGUAUUCUAAUUGUAUAUAAUUAUCUCUUUUGUACAUCUACAUACAAUGCAUAUAUAAUAAAUAUGUCAAAAUUUCGAAGCAAGAGUUUGUAUUAAAACAAGAGGUAUUUCGACGAAAUGUAUACGUGGCUCCAAAUUUCUUGAUACUUAGUUUCGCAAAUGUAAAGUGCGCAUAUCGGAUAAACUGCUGAAAAUGUAUAUAAAUGCAAAGAGCAAAUGUAUGAACGAAAUACAUUAGUUGUAUAUAAAAUUGAUUAAAUGAAAUUAACAGCGCAUAUAUUAUAUAUAAAUAACAAUAAAAAAUAUAAUUGUCAAAUUAUUUAAAAACUUUUUUACUUGAUUUUAUAUAUUAUUUACUUCAGACAAUAAAUUAUAACAAACAUAUUAUUAAUAUUAUAUAAUGCAUUAUAUAUGUCUCAGCUAAAUUAAUUAAUCCUAAAUAAAAAAAUUGAAAAUUUUGGAAAUUAAAAUUAAAAAUUGAAAUUUUUUUUAUAUUGUAUAUAAAAUAAUUACUUAGCAGGUUUCUUUAAAAGUUUGCACAGCAUUUAUGUUUUGUAAAAAUUAUAGAAAUGCAAGACUCUUUGGUGCAUACGAUU